AUGGAUGGGUCGCAGGGCCAGGCAGCUCAGCCUAUGGGCCAGCCUCCUGCGCAGCAACACUCCAAUCUCAUUCGGACUGAUCAAGUGCAGAAGCUACCGCACUUGAAUGAGGCCCAGAAAGCUCAGCAUACCCAACUUGUUCGCAGCUUCUGGGAGCAAUUGAAUACCCGUGAUCCCCAAAGCCAUGAAUAUCAAAAUGCCCAGAUCAAAUUGUCCCAGUUAUCGCAGAACCUGAUGAAGGCCCAAGCUCACGUUCAGGCCCAGGUGGCUGCACAGCAGGGACAACAGGGACAGCAAGUCCAACAAGUCCAGCAAGUCCAGCAGGGUCAACCGGGUCAACAGGGACAGCCCGUACAGCGGACCCAGUCUAACAACCCGCAAACUCUCAACCAGCUUCUACCCCAGAUCCAAGCGAAAGUCAAUUCCCUCAAUUUCUACCUCCCGCCGAACGUCACAACAGAACAAGUUCAGACAUGGAUCCCCGAGGCCCGGUUGCGGUAUGGCAUUGCUCUUCAGAAGCAGGAGGUGGGACGCGCGCGGUUGGCGGAUUUGCGCCAGCAAUAUGCGCAACGCCAGGCGCAGGGCAAUAUGUCGCAAGAAGAGGUGCAGGAGUUCAAGAAUCGGCAGCUAGCGGCCGAGAAGCUUUUCCGGGAAGGUAGUGACUUCCUCAACAAGUUCAAGGAGCAGCAAGAGAGCUUUAAGAUGCAGUCGCAGCAGAACCCUCAAAUGAGCCAACCAGGACAAGGAACCACUGCACCGGUACCCCAGGCCACUCCUGCCGUCCCUGCGACGACUCAAGCCGCGCCCAACCCCCAGGCAGGUACUGCUGUCGCUGGAACUGGUAUGCCCGGACAACCACCCACCCCGGCUCCUCACACCAUCAAUUCUGCUGUUAGUGCAGCUCGUAAUCAAGCAGGCCAAACUGCCAUGUCACCAUCAACCUCGCAGCCUGGGCAGGCGCCUUCAUCGGCUAAUGCCACUCCUGCUUUGUCAAACGCGCCCCCUCCAGCCCAACGACCUCAACCUCCGUCACAUCAGGGAACUCCCGGUCCAGGGGGAGGUCAAGUCACUUUCAGCCAAACUCCAAACCAAGACGGGUCUACACCAACCCCGACAAGCACCCAACCAGGUAACCAAGGACCACCUCGCCCUUUGUCGCAUCAGGCAGCGAUGCAGGCAGCACAAAAUUACAAUACGAAUCCGAACCAGCAGCAACAACAGCAGCAGCAGCAGCAACAGCAGGCACAGCAGCAACAGCAACAGCCAGCUAUGAACCAGACUGUCAACAACCAACAAACUCACCCACCCGGUUAUCUUGCCAAUCGGUCAGCUGAAUCUUCGGCGCGUACGAUUAACAUGCACAUCCCCAAAAAUCUCAACGUUUCCACUCCUGAACCAGUCACCAUGCCUCCUUCUCGCCCUUCUCUCACUGGUGGCCCCAACCACAGUAACAUGGGUGGUAUGAUGAGUCAACCCGCCAUUCAAAAGCAUCCCGGCUACGUCCUCGAAGGUGAGGGGCAACACGUGCUCAGCAAGAAGAACCUUGAUAUCCUUGUUCGCCAGGUCACCGGUGGGGGUGAGGGAGAAAUGCUUACUCCCGAUGCUGAAGAGUUCGUGCUCCAGAUGGCAGAUGAUUUCGUCGACGACGUUAUCACCCAAGCCUGCCGUCUUGCCAAACUACGCCCAUCCUCCACCCUCGAGAUUCGCGACAUCCAGCUCGUCCUCGAGCGCAACUACAACAUGCGUAUCUCGGGCUUCUCAACUGACGAUCUUCGCACCGUCAAGAAACCUCAGCCUACCCAGGGCUGGCUUCAGAAGAUGACCGCCAUUCAGGCUGCCAAGGUCACCCAGGGCAGAACCGAGUAA
This is a messenger RNA of Penicillium verhagenii, 1866 nucleotides long. RefSeq names its product putative transcription initiation factor TFIID subunit 12. The transcript is spliced from 3 exons. Lineage: Eukaryota; Fungi; Ascomycota; Eurotiomycetes; Eurotiales; Aspergillaceae. Bases 1 to 1866 code for a protein of 621 amino acids. Gene Ontology annotation, biological process: RNA polymerase II preinitiation complex assembly; DNA-templated transcription initiation. Gene Ontology annotation, cellular component: transcription factor TFIID complex; SAGA complex; SLIK (SAGA-like) complex. Gene Ontology annotation, molecular function: DNA binding; TBP-class protein binding; protein heterodimerization activity. The record is from RefSeq and is a predicted model, not a curated record.